Molecule: messenger RNA, 186 nt
Organism: Tuber aestivum (summer truffle)
Lineage: Eukaryota; Fungi; Ascomycota; Pezizomycetes; Pezizales; Tuberaceae
Source: the annotation of a GenBank genome assembly
CUAGAUGCAGACUACCGUGGGGAAGUAAAAGCCUUGUUGUACAACUUGGGACAAGACGAUUACAAAGUGCAAGCUGGAAGUAAAAUCGGACAACUGAUUCUAGAACAGAUCCAUAUGGGUGACCUAUCGGAAUGCAUGGAACUAGAUAACACUGAGCGCGGCAAUCAAGGGUUCGGGAGUACUGGA